AUGUCCUGGUUAUCGGACAUUUACGUCACUGUCGCAAUGGUCUUCAUCAAACUCAUGGUUUACGCCUAUGAGUAUUUAACUCUCCCAAUAUAUUUCAUGUUCAGCAAAACCGAAUAUUUUAUGCCGUUUCCCGAGGACGAACAAUCGUACUUCAAAAAGUUCGCUGCUGAAGAAUCUCGAACUCUCAGUUUGCCUGUGAAGCAGGGCGAUCCUGGAAGUUCAUGGCGGGCUGUGGAGUAUAUUGACAACUUGGCCACCGUUGCUCUUCCCGGAUGUCCCACUUUAUCUGAUCUGUGGCUUCGCACAAUUAAAUUGUGGCCUAAGAAGCCAGCACUUGGUACCCGCAAGAUUCUGGAGACAGAUUAUGAGGUCACGCCGGAUGGUAAAAGGAUGGUAAAACUCACUAUGGGUGAAUACGUGUGGGAAACGUAUGCUGAAGCUGAACGUCGAGUAUCUGCUCUCUCGGCUGGCUUGCGUCACCUUCUAGGGCCCAGCACUGCCGACAGAAAGGAUGAUGGAAACUGUCCGACUCCUUUGGUCAUUUUUUCCGAGACGCGCCCCGAGUGGCUCUACGCUGCGGAAGCCAGCUGGCGCCUCAAUCGCCCAAUUGCAACACUUUACGCGACCCUUGGUGACGAUGCCGUUGUCCAUGGUCUAGAACAAACAGAGGCCUCCGUCGUCUUGACAAGUGAUGAGCUCCUCUCCAAGGUCGUGAACCUCCUUCCUCGUUGUCCUCUUGUCAAAUACGUUGUCUACUUCUCUAAUGGGGUAAUCCAAAAGCAUCGAGGUCUCGAUAUUCACGACCUCUCUCGCUUCAAUGAUACCGCUCGCAAGUCCGUAGAGACUGCCCUCAAGACUCUCCCUGAAGGUGUAGAGCUCUUUGAUAUUCUGGAGCUGGAAAUCCGAGGGAAGGAAGCAAUCAAGGCAGAAAUGUCACCUGCAGAGCGUAAAAAUAAGGACAAGUUCAUCAACUGGCAACCUCCCCUUGAAGAACGGCCAAAACCUAAUGAUCUCGCUGUAAUUAUGUAUACCAGCGGGUCUACUGGCACUCCAAAAGGUGUCGAAAUCGAGCACAACAACAUGAUUUGCACCAUCGCCGGUCUCUUUCGUCGGCUGCCGAAGCUGAACCCCGAGUCGGACGUCUACAUUGGUUACCUGCCCCUGGCGCAUGUGUUGGAGCUCACCUCGGAGUUGUCCUUGCUCAUCAUGGGCAUACCGAUUGGCUUCUCGAAUCCACAAACCCUCACUGACGCCUCCUCGAGGAUCAAGAAGGGCGCGUGCCAGGGCGACAUCAAUGUGCUCAAGCCCACUCUCUUCGCCUCCGUGCCAACUGUGCUUGAGCGCAUUUCAAAGUCGGUUUGGGAGAAGGUGAAGGAGGGCGGUCCUCUUAUGGAAGCCAUCUUCCACUUCGCGUACGACUACAAGUGCCGUCGUCUGCACACAGGCUUCCCCAGCUUCCUCGUGGACCGGCUGAUUUUCCGCAAGGUGCGCGCCCUCAUCGGUGGCCGCAUCCGCUACAUCGUGAGCGGCGGCGCGCCCCUCUCCGAGGAGUCCCACCUCUUCACCAACGUCUGCUUUGCACCCGUCAUGCAGGGGUACGGUUUGACGGAGACGUGUGCAGCCGCAACCCUCAUGGAAUGCGGCGAUCUGCGUGGCCAUCACGUCGGGGCGCCGCUUCCCAGCAUCGAGAUCAAACUGCGUCCCUGGAAGGUGGGCGGGUACUCGCCCUACGACAAGCCCUUCCCGCGUGGCGAAAUCCUCAUUUCCGGCGGAUCAGUGACUCGUGGCUACUACAAGAACCCCGAGGCCACUGCCGAGUCAUUUAUCACCGACUCCAAUGGUGUGCGCUGGUUCUGCACAGGCGAUAUUGGAAUGAUCCACCAGGACGGCAGCUUCUCCAUCAUCGAUCGUAAAAAGGACCUUGUGAAACUGCAGGCUGGUGAAUACGUCUCUUUAGUUAAGGUGGAGCUGGCUCUGAGCCAGUCGCCCUACGUGGAGAACAUUUGCAUUUAUGCCGAUCCCAAUGAGAACUACACCAUCUGCUUUGUCUGCCCCAAGUUAACCAUGAUACGCAAGCUGGGCGCAGAGCUGGGCCUCUUGGACGACGCCAUCAAUGAAGCGAAGAAUCAACUCUCGCCUGGAAAACUCAACGAUCCCACCGCCUUGUCGCUGGCUGAGCAUGCUGUUCUCUGUCGCAGACCCGAGAUAAUCAAACGGGUGUCGGAGAACAUCCAGGAAGUGGGCAAAGCUAAACGCCUGGCUGCUUUUGAAGUGCCACGCAAAGUGUUUUUGGACCCGGAUCCCUGGACGCCAGAGUCUGGCUUGGUUACUGAUGCUCUGAAGAUUAAAAGAUUCAACAUCAAGGCCAAAUUCCUCAAUGAAAUCAACCGGAUGUAUGCCAAGUAG
Molecule: messenger RNA, 2406 nt
Organism: Mesocestoides corti
Lineage: Eukaryota; Metazoa; Platyhelminthes; Cestoda; Cyclophyllidea; Mesocestoididae
Source: the annotation of a GenBank genome assembly